Messenger RNA from Vitis vinifera (wine grape), 1663 nucleotides. RefSeq names its product xyloglucan O-acetyltransferase 4. Gene Ontology annotation, cellular component: Golgi apparatus. Lineage: Eukaryota; Viridiplantae; Streptophyta; Magnoliopsida; Vitales; Vitaceae. Gene Ontology annotation, molecular function: O-acetyltransferase activity. The transcript has 3 exons. The record is from RefSeq and is a predicted model, not a curated record. Bases 212 to 1471 code for a protein of 419 amino acids.
GAGAAUUCAGGGGAAUUACUCUCAAAACCAUACAUGUAGCCGCCUAGUGUCACAAUCACAAGGUGGAAGUUACACCACUGCCCACCUUCCUCUUUCCCUUUCUCUAAACACCUCCAUUUUCCCUUAAUUACCUGCUCCGAAUCCCCAACAAAAUUCACUCCUUUUUAUUUUUAUUUUUAUUUUUUUCUCUCUUUCUUCUCUCCAUGACCCCAUGAAGUCAUCAGCCUCCCUCUGUGAAGAUAGGGAGAGAUGCCUCAUCACCAACAUGGGAAGAUUCACUCCCUUGUUGUUUGGUUGUACCAGUGUCACCUUCAUUUUCAGCAUCUUCAUCCUCUUCUCUCCUCUCCCCCUUGCCCCCACAAUUCCCAAACAACUUCAUCAGGACGAUGAUCACACCACUCCCCUCAUCAAACCCCAUCAAAGUGAUGAGAGGUGUGACUUGUUCAAGGGUCAUUGGGUUCCGGACGAGAAAGGCUCUCCCUACACCAAUUGGAGCUGCACCACCAUACCAGACUCCAAGAACUGUUUCAAACACGGGCGGAAGGACACCGACUUUGUGAACUGGAGAUGGAAACCACAAGGCUGCCACCUUCCCAGGUUUGAUCCCGCCACCUUUUUCAGACUCUUUCAAGGCAAGAAACUCGCUUUCGUUGGUGACUCCGUCUCUCGCAACCACAUGGAAUCCCUCCUUUGUCUCUUGUCUCAGGAAGAAGUUCCAAGGGAUAUAUACAAGGACUCAGAAGACCGGUUUCGAACAUGGUACUUUCCUAGACAUGAUUUCACCCUGAUGAUCCUCUGGAGCAAGUUCCUGGUUGAAGGUGAGGAGAGGAUGAGCAAUGGGACGGCCUCUGGUGUUUAUGAUUUGUAUCUUGACAAAAUAGAUAACAGCUGGGCACAAAAGGUUCCGGAAAUUGACUUUGCUAUCAUCUCCAAUGCACACUGGUUCUUCCGACCAAUGUACCUGCACAAAGGUGGCAAAGUGAUGGGAUGUGUAUACUGCAAUGAAGAAGGUGUCGAGGAAGUUGGUGUCGGGUUUGCUCUUAGAAUGGCCUUUAGAGCAGCAUUCGAGUACAUCAAUGGUUGUGAGAAGUGCAAGGGUAUGGUGACAUUGUUGAGGACAUUCUCACCAGCCCAUUUUGAGAAUGGUUCUUGGAACACUGGAGGAGGCUGCUCAAGGACUAGUCCUCUGGGUAAAGGAGAGGUUGACUUAGCAAGUUUCGAGAGGCAACUUGGGAACAUACAAGUAGAAGAAAUGGAAAGAGCAAAAAGGGGAGGAGACAUUCGGGUGGUUAAGUUUGGAGCUUUGGAUGUGACUACAGCCAUGCUAAUGAGACCUGAUGGUCACCCUGGAGCUCACUGGGGUAACAAAUGGAUGAAGGGCUACAAUGACUGUGUCCAUUGGUGCUUGCCCGGGCCGAUCGACGCCUGGAAUGAUAUUUUGUUGGCAGUUCUUGUAAGAGAGGCUGGUUGAUUCUAGGUGAAGGGUCUGCGAUAUGUGUAUGAUUCUUUUUAAAGAAUAAGAUAGCAUAUACAAUACAGGUGCGAAUAAGUAAUAACAUAGAGAUGUGGUCAUUUUUUGAGUUAAUGGUUGGUUCAACCAAAUCAGCAUGCAAUGCAACCAAUGGAGCAAUAAAAUAUUUGAAAGGGAUGCUUCGUUUUGUCC